Messenger RNA from Choloepus didactylus (southern two-toed sloth), 4037 nucleotides. RefSeq names its product extracellular leucine rich repeat and fibronectin type III domain containing 2 (gene ELFN2). Gene Ontology annotation, molecular function: protein binding. Gene Ontology annotation, cellular component: plasma membrane. The transcript has 3 exons. The record is from RefSeq and is a predicted model, not a curated record. NCBI's taxonomy places the organism in Eukaryota, Metazoa, Chordata, Mammalia, Pilosa, Megalonychidae. The coding region runs from base 1550 to 4012 and encodes 820 amino acids.
GUGACCCACAGAGGCCAAGACUCAGAAGAGUUAGACAUUUAGGUGCAGAGUUGGUAAUCAGAGGCCUCUCCUGAAAAUGAUAUACCUAUGCUGGGAGAAUGUUCCAAGGCUCAGGAAACCAAACCAACUCUGGAUGGUAGCACAUUCCAGACCAGGGGGCUCACAGGAUCCCCCACGCAGGUUGGGUUUCCAAUUGUCCCAGUCUGGGGUUCCCCCUGCAGCUGGCCUCACAGACUCCAGCGUCCAGGGCUGGUGAGUAACCUCAGCCAGAGAGGCAGGGAGGUGGGGGUUUAUGGCCUGGACCCUGAUUUUCCAGGUUUUUCUCUGGAUUCCAGAAAUGGGGAUUUAAAAACUAGAAUCUCCCUGAAUUUUCAAAAUCAGCAACUUAAAAGGAAUUUUUUUUUUUAAUUAAAAAGGAAAAGAACUGUCCAGACAAAAUAAGAUCUGCAGUAUCUCUUGAACCCAGGGCCUGAGCCAGAGGAGGGCCAAAUCCACUGCAUGGCAAUUGUUAGACCUCAGUUUCCUCAUCCGUAAAGUGGGAAGGGAAAUAAACUGAUAAAUUAACUGAUGAAGAUCUGAGGAUAAACGAGUUGACAAGCGAUGUGCUCAGGCCCCAGCCGGCGUAAGCGCCGGUGAAUUUUUACCCGUGUUGAGAGGUGGCGACCCUCUGGCGGGGGCCGUCAGUCAUCUUGCCUGGGACUGCCAUCCCAUCCCCUCCCUCUGAGGGGGUGUACUCCCUGACACCGGGAGCCCUCAAACGGCACACCUGCGUCUUGGGCCAGCCCUGGGGAUGUUGGAAGGCAGGGAGAUGUUCACCCCCUGGGGCCCGGGAGGAGGGGCAGGCAGGGACAGGCAGAGCCGGGGGGUGGGUCUAGCUGGCGCCUGGUACAUAGUAGGUGCUCCAUAAAUGUUUAUUGAAUGAAUGAAUGGAGGCCAUGCAGGCAGAGGCAGCCGCGAGUGCGCAGGCACUGGUGAAAGAGCGGGUCCUGCAGACUGCACAUCCUGCAGCAGCACCUGCAUGCGCACCUGCAUACCAAUGCGGUCCCCAGACGUUCCCAGACGCAGGAGGAGGGACCGUGCCUGGAGCUGACGAAGGUUCUGUGACAGGAACCAGGGGGCAGAUGGGUCUCUUCCUUCCUCUCCCCAUCCCUCGCGCUGCCCCCUCACCAAAGCUCCACUCUCCUGCCUCCUCUGGGAACCGUCUGAAGUUCUGAGCCCAGAAACCAAGGAAGAAGUGAAGGAGGAGGGACUGGAAGUCAAAACCAGAGAACCUGUAGGAGAGAGGCACAAAGCCGGGGAAGCAGGCUGAGGGGCCCUGGCUCCCCUAGCCCCGGCCAGGCCGCGGUGCCCAGUGCCUGGGUGUGGCGCCCGCGAAGGCUGCUGGCCGUCAGCACUAGCUGGGGGGCCCCCGUGCUGGGGGUCACCCCCAAGAUGGUGGCGACCCUGGGGAGGACUGUGCUGCCAGCCCUGGCCUCCGGCCGCUAGGCUCCCCACCACGCCCAGGCCCCAUACCCCGAGGCCGGCCUGCCAGGGGCCAGCGGCCGGUGCCAUGCUGCGCCUCGGGCUGUGCGCCGCCGCGCUGCUGUGCGUGUGCCGGCCGGGCGCUGUGCGCGCCGACUGCUGGCUCAUCGAGGGCGACAAGGGCUACGUGUGGCUGGCCAUCUGCAGCCAGAACCAGCCGCCCUACGAGACCAUCCCGCAGCACAUCAACACCACGGUGCACGACCUGAGACUCAACGAGAACAAGCUCAAGGCCGUGCUCUACUCCUCGCUCAACCGCUUCGGGAACCUCACCGACCUCAACCUCACCAAAAAUGAGAUCUCCUACAUCGAGGACGGUGCCUUCCUGGGCCAGUCGAGCCUGCAGGUCCUGCAGCUGGGCUACAACAAGCUCAGCAACCUGACGGAGGGCAUGCUGCGUGGCAUGAACCGCCUGCAGUUCCUCUUUGUGCAGCACAACCUCAUCGAGCUGGUGACGCCGACCGCCUUCUCCGAGUGCCCCAGCCUCAUCAGCAUCGACCUGUCCUCCAACCGCCUCAGCCGCCUGGACGGUGCCACCUUCGCCAGCCUUGCCAGCCUGAUGGUGUGCGAGCUGGCCGGCAACCCCUUCAACUGCGAGUGUGACCUCUUCGGCUUCCUUGCCUGGCUCGUGGUCUUCAACAACGUCACCAAGAACUACGACCGCCUGCAGUGCGAGUCGCCGCGGGAGUUCGCCGGGUACCCGCUGCUCGUGCCCCGGCCCUACCACAGCCUCAACGCCAUCACCGUGCUCCAGGCCAAGUGCCGCAACGGCUCGCUGCCCGCCCGGCCCGUGAGCCACCCCACGCCCUUCUCCACCGACACGCAGAGGGAGCCCGACGAGAACUCGGGCUUCAACCCCGAGGAGAUCCUCUCGGUGGAGCCGCCUGCCUCGUCCACCACCGACGCAGCGGCCGGGCCCGCCAUCAGCCUGCACCACGUCACCUUCACCUCGGCCACCCUGGUGGUCACCAUCCCUCACCCCUACAGCAAAAUGUAUGUGCUGGUUCAGUACAACAACAGCUACUUCUCUGACGUCAUGACUCUCAAGAACAAGAAAGAGAUAGUCACGCUUGACAAGCUGCGGGCACACACGCAAUACACCUUCUGCGUGACCUCGCUGCGGCACAGCCGCCGCUUCAACCACACCUGCCUGGCCUUCACCACGCGGGAUGCCGUCCCGGGCGACCUGGCGCCCAGCACCUCCACCACCACCCACUACAUCAUGACCAUCCUGGGCUGCCUCUUCGGCAUGGUCAUCGUGCUGGGCGCCGUCUACUACUGCCUGCGUAAGCGGCGCCUGCAGGAGGAGAAGCAGAAGUCUGUCAAUGUCAAGAAGACCAUCCUGGAGAUGCGCUACGGGGCCGACGUGGAUGCCGGUUCCAUCGUCCACACCGCCCAGAAGCUGGGGGAGCCCCCCGUGCUGCCCGUGUCCCGCAUGUCCUCCAUCCCCUCCAUGAUCGGGGAGAAGCUGCCCACCGCCAAGGGGCUGGAGGCUGGGCUGGACACGCCCAAGGUGACCACCAAAGGCAACUACAUGGAGGUGCGCACUGGGGCGGGCGGGGACGGCCUGGCCCGGCCCGAAGAUGACCUCCCAGACCUCGAGAACGGCCAGGGCUCGGCCGCCGAGAUCUCCACCAUCGCCAAGGAGGUGGACAAGGUCAACCAGAUCAUAAACAACUGCAUCGACGCCCUCAAGCUGGACUCGGCCUCCUUCCUGGGGGGCGGCGGUGGCGGCGGCGGGGACCCCGAGCUGGCCUUUGAGUGCCAAGCCCUCCCUGCAGCCGCCACCGCCCCCUCGGCCACCGCCCCUGGAGGGGCGCUGGAGCGGCCCAGCUUCCUCUCCCCCCCCUACAAGGAGAGCUCCCACCACCCGCUGCAGCGCCAACUGAGCGCCGAUGCUGCCGUGACCCGCAAGACCUGCAGCGUCUCGUCCAGCGGCUCCAUCAAGAGCGCCAAGGUCUUCAGCCUGGACGUGCCCGACCACCCGGCCGCCUCGGGGCUGGCCAAGGGCGACUCCAAGUACAUCGAGAAGGGCAGCCCCCUCAACAGCCCGCUGGACCGGCUCCCGCUGGUGCCCGCGGGCGGGGGCGGCGGCGGGGCCGGGGGCAUCCACCACCUGGAGGUGAAGCCCGCCUACCACUGCAGCGAGCACCGGCACAGCUUCCCCGCGCUCUACUACGAGGAGGGCGCCGACAGCCUCAGCCAGCGCGUGUCCUUCCUCAAGCCGCUGACCCGCUCCAAGCGGGACUCCGCCUACUCGCAGCUCUCCCCCAGACACUACUACUCGGGGUACUCCUCCAGCCCCGAGUACUCGUCCGAGAGCACGCACAAGAUCUGGGAGCGCUUCCGGCCCUACAAGAAGCACCACCGCGAGGAGGUGUACAUGGCCGCCGGCCACGCCCUGCGCAAGAAGGUCCAGUUCGCCAAGGACGAGGACCUGCACGACAUCCUCGACUACUGGAAGGGGGUCUCGGCCCAGCAGAAGCUGUGAGCCCCUCCUCCCCGGUGAGGUCGGG